CUUUCCCUUUCUUUUUCUCAACUUUCUUGCAGUUCUCCAUAGUGGUUCAUACAGCAGUGUAUCAAACUCUGACUUUUGUUUUCUGGGUUUCUGGGGUUUUUCCUCUUGUUAUUCUGUCUCUCACAGCUACAAUAAACCUACCGUUAAAAUUAUGGACUGGUCAUUUCUUUGUCAGAGGGGAAACGGGCAAUUUUAGCAGGGGAUCAAAUACUUCCCCCCCCUCACUGUAUCAAUGAAUGUAAUGUCAGAGGAACAAUGGCCGCGGUUGCUAGGUUGCUAAGGUCAUUGUGACACACCUUACACGCCUCAUGAACGUGUCAGGUGAGCAAAGGUGAUUUGGCAAGAGAGAAGCAUCAUGCUUCUGUUGGCCAUUUUGUGACCGCUUCUAACAUUUCUGUAUUGAGACAGAGAGAGAGAGUGUGUGACUGAGUGUGUGAGGGGGGGAAAUGUAAGUUGGAUUUCUUAGCUGAUUCUGCCUUCUGGUUCCAGCUUUGUCUAGGGCAGUCUGAGGGGAGCUCCUUUCUCCCCAGGCAAUGCAGCAUAGCUAGCGAUAGCAAAUAGUCAAUAAUCCUAACCAUGGUUACCACCACAGUGCCUUCCAUAUGUCCUUGGACUCCAACUGCCAUCAUCCCCAGCCAGCACAACCAGGGAUGAUGGGAGUUGUAGUCCAACAGUGUAUUAGCUCCCCCCUGCCCUGAUCUAAACCUUCAAGCACUUCCUUCACAAGAUAGCCUAUUUGCCUAUGAUAGCAAGCACAUGUGGCCCCAGUUCAGUCCAGGCGUGUUGAGUAGGAGGACACUGCCAGCCUAUCUUCUCCCACUCUGUUUUAGGCUGUCAAAGCUGCAGAAGCUGUUUUCAAAGAGCAACUCCAAACAAGAUCUGGGGAAAGGAGGAAGCGACAGCCAGGAUGCUGCAGCUUCAUCGAAUGCCAAGCCCCAGGACCGGAGGUUUGAACAUUUCUAUAGCCAUAAGGAAAGCAGUGCGGGCGAAGUUGCAUUCUCUUCCCUUCCCAAGCUGAAAUGGUUCCAUCUGUCCAGGAGAAAGAACUCUAUCACGCUGAGGAAUUGGGAUAAACUAAGCACGUUCUGGAGCUGCUGUGGAACCCAAAAGGUCUGGUCCCAAGAAUGUAAGGUUCUGGAACCUAAGGAAGAGUCAAGGAGCUUGUCCACGGUUUUAGAUUCAACAUCAACAAGCCUCAACCAUUUCUCCACCUCCUCUGUCUUUUCAUCUACUUCCAACGGGUCAGAUGUGAAUGACAGCAUUGAACUUGAUGGUGAUGCCGUCAACAUCAUCCUCAAGCGCAUGGAGGAGGAAGACAAGAGCAAACAGGAUGAAAACGGGGACAUUAGUUUCCUCAGCGCCAUCUCCGCUUUAUGCAUCGCUACACAGCAUAAACGACGGAACAAACUGAAACUUCUGUACACCAAAGACGAAUUAACAGAGGCUGUCGUGGUGGUGAUGGAGAAACUCCCGGUUCACUCUGUGCCCACAUCAGUUCUACCCUGCUGCAUGGUGGCCAUUUACAACUUGAGUAAAAUCAAGCCUCCACUUGAUCCAGAACUGGAGUCGUGUGUCUUGCGGUUGGCUAUGCAUGGGGUUUUCACGAUGGACAUUGGGACUGGGGACGCCACCAAACAGGCGCUGUAUAGAACAACUUCAGCGACACUCGAAAUCCUGCUCAGGUCAUUAUUAGCAGAGGAUCCGACCACCAAGCAUCUGCUGAGGAUCUUAAAACACAUCCAUUUUUGGAUACACGCGAAAUACAAAGUGGAGAGAAUCAGAGCUAUCAAAAGCAGUGCUGCGCUCCUGCGUUUUGCUGUCCUUAUGCCAGAUUUUGAUGCUACCUGCAAACUCCCAGAACUGGGGCACCAUGUGGCAGAGCUGGCAAUUUGUAUUGGGGACCCCCAAGCAGCAGUCAGCCGACAUGCCAAGGAGAGUAUCUUCCGUCUCUACGAGCUGCUCCUGCACCAGAAAGUUUCCCCAUCCCUGCCCCAAACCUUUAAGUAUGGAACGACAAAGCUUUUAACUCCUGGUGUCUUACUGUCAGGGAUACGCAUGAAUAAUGCCGAAGAACUCUGGUGCAGGAGGUACCAAGAAGAGAAGAAGAUGCUCUCUUACAUAAACAUGAUGAAAGUUGGAGAGGUGUUUGGGACAUUCUUCAAUGAACAACAAAGAAGAUCCUUUCUAAGAACAGCUUUGUUAGCUAUUUAUAGUCCGGACCGGAGGGUCAGUGAAGCAGGGAUCCUCCUUGUUUAUUCUAUCCUUGGGAAUGCAGAAGAACUAAUGGAUGUGGAGGAAAAACAAGUAAAGAAAAAAAUAUGGCAUCAGCUCCACAAAUUUCGAGUUUGCAAUGAGUUGCCUGUGGCGGUACAAAGCCUCUCUGCAAGCAAAGGUGGCUAUGUGGGGCCAGAGCUUUUGGGUUUCACAGGAUCUCCAGAGCUCGCUUAAAAGAAAAAAAACAUUUCCCCUAUUUUCCACGGAGAUGGAUUUUCUUCCCUCUGGACAGAUGGAACAGCUUCCUUUUGGGAAGAGGACUUCGUGUAGUGGAGGAUGGGGACCAGACUAGAAUCAGCUGGCUCUGCCUUUCGUUGGGCUCUGGCGCCACCUACUGUCGGGCUCCUUGCCUUCCGCCCCAUCAGCUCCAAUGUGGCUUCCUGGCAGCAUUUUUCAUCACCACGCUGGCUGGGUAAAUGUAAUCCCACCAUCCCUCUGGGAAAGGGGGACACAUUUCUCUGCUUCUGUCCAGACCACCAGAAGGUGGCCCUCAAGAAAUGGCUGGAGGAGACUGGGACACACAGGGCUGAGAAGCGUAAAGCAGGACACUGUGUGGGUUUUCUCCUGCCCCUUAUUUUCAUUGCUUGCCUUGCUGAUUAACGCUAUCAUCCCCACCAUUCCUGUGCGAGAAGGGAAAGAAAGGGGACAGAUUGCUGUUUUCGGCUUAACUGCUGCAAGGAAUGAGUUGGAGGAGAAAGCAACAACAAAACAGAUUUGUUUCCCCCAGAAAAAUAAAGAUGGCAAGAAGACAUAUUUGAAAAGUAACAGGAGAUAUGGAAACAGAUUAACACUAGCAAAUACGAGGAACUUAAUGUCUCGGGAAUUUCAGAGUUUUGAAAAUUAUAUUUUAAAGCAAGAUACAGUCACAACGAUUAAUGCGGCAGAAAACAGAUUGGGUAGCAGACUGGCAAUAUUGGAGAAUCAAUUUAUAGUCCGGGAAUAAAUACGGAUAGUUUUUUUAAAAAGGAAAAUGUAACUGAAAAAGCAGUAGAAGACAGAAAACAUAAAUAUGGCUUUCACAAUUUUGGAAGAAGGAUGAGAUUUAUUAUACAAUCAUACAGAGGUGUUUGGGGGAGGGGAAAUAAGGAACAUUUUAAUUUCAGAGGUUUGAAUGAGAAAGCUGAAGAUGUAAAAGCAUAUUUGAAUGAGUUUUCUGCAGGAUAGUAGUCUCCAAGUAGAAAUGGUAAUUGAUGUGGUCUUCAGCACUAUUUCCAAAAUCUCUGAAUCACACUUGAUAGUUGUCAAGGUGAACUGAUUGUAAAUGAAGUUCCUUUUGCAGUGGAAAUUUGGGCAAUUUUUAAAUAAACUCAGUUUGAAUAUAUAUAUAUAUAUACAGUGGUGCCCCGCAAGACGAACGCCUCGCAAGACGGAAAACCCGCUAGACGAAAGGGUUUUCCGUCGCGG
Messenger RNA from Podarcis muralis (Common wall lizard), 3678 nucleotides. NCBI's taxonomy places the organism in Eukaryota, Metazoa, Chordata, Lepidosauria, Squamata, Lacertidae. The record is from RefSeq and is a predicted model, not a curated record.